Messenger RNA from Exophiala oligosperma, 982 nucleotides. RefSeq lists its product as uncharacterized. The record is from RefSeq and is a predicted model, not a curated record. NCBI's taxonomy places the organism in Eukaryota, Fungi, Ascomycota, Eurotiomycetes, Chaetothyriales, Herpotrichiellaceae. The coding region runs from base 45 to 890 and encodes 281 amino acids. The transcript has a single exon.
GUUUCCUCCGGUUCAAUCCAUCUAAUUCUUUUUCCGGGGGCAAGAUGCAUCUAACGGAUAAUCAAUUUACCUCUAUCGGGCUGACGCAAAACAAAACACCUACACACACGCUGAUCCGAGUGCGGAACAAUCAGCGACGUCACCGUGAGCGACGACGACAGUAUAUCGCCUUCCUUGAAGAGAAGGUUGACCAUAGCGAACAUCUUCUCGUACAGGCAAGAGCGAGGAUUGCGGAACUAGAAAGUAAUUGCAGAUACUGGAAGUACCGGGCUGCUAAGGAGCAUCCUGAUGGAGAUGUGACUCCGGAGUCGUUGGCACCAACAGAAGGACAACAACAUCUAGAGAAAAUGGGUGACGGGGCACUAAAGACCACCUUAUGGGUCCCAGACACCAGUCGCUCACCCGAUAUGGCUACCACAUCCAAGUCUCGACCCUCCCUGGCGGCAACGAAUUCUAUGGUCGUAGACAGGUCCUUCACCCUAAUGGCUUCACCGCCGGAACCAUCACCAGCUUUCAUAACGCCAGCCUCUGUGCAUCUCUUCCAUAUUCCAGAACCCAGUCUCAUUCCGCAACAUAAGACAGAGGUGGACAUGGAAUCUAUAUCAGCCCUUAAAGACGACACAAUCGCCGGCCAAUCCGAGGACGCCUCUCAGGGCCCCUUAGGUCCGGAGUCAGACUGCAAGACAUAUCCUUCCCUCCAAGGCGAAUCCACCGUACCUUGUAGUCAUACAUCCAUUUUAAUUGCACAACAGAAUGUUCGAGGAAUGGAUGAAAACGCUAUUCGAGGUUGGCUAAAGAAAGGCUUCCGGCGUAGGAAACACCAGGACGAAGGUUGUCGGGUUGAGACAUCAUUAUUGUUCGCUUUAUUGGAUUUCAUCAGCACGUUUUAAUCGUACCGUCUAGCUGCUCUUCGAUCAGGGAGACGAAUUUAGAAACCCUUGCUCAUUUCGUUCCAUAAUAAUGAUCAUAUUGGCAAAUCGAC